Molecule: messenger RNA, 1274 nt
Organism: Fomitopsis serialis
Lineage: Eukaryota; Fungi; Basidiomycota; Agaricomycetes; Polyporales; Fomitopsidaceae
Exons: 5
Coding region: 332-1048 (238 amino acids)
Source: RefSeq, a predicted model, not a curated record
CCUCGUUACCGUCCAAGCCUGUGCUGCUUGUCCCCGAGUCUCUUGUUUGGUAGGCCUGGUUUACUUCUUGCUAUUGUUCUUCGGCAAUUGUGCCUACAAUGCCCAAUGAUCAUGAUGAUUGCAAGCGAGCUCUUCUCUGGUGGCCCUUUCGUAUAUAACCUGGGUCUGCAAUGUCCGCUCCACUACUUCAUCCUCCUCGUCUAGCUCUGGGAGCAUCUAGCCAGGUGCACGCGUCUUGUUCCGGUAACGAAUUCCAGUCCUUCCUUCAGUAUCACGCUCUCUAGCUGGUCUACCUGCUCUUCAAGUAUCUUCACGUCGAACGUCAGACACCAUGAUCGCCGGUCUCUCGAGAUUCAUCAACACUCUGCUUGCGCCUUUACUGGCCGUGACCGCAUUAGUCCUCAUCCUGUUCGCCUACCUGGCACCAACGCUGAUGUUGCCGACACAAGUCUCUCUCCUGACUGUCUCGCCGUCGACGGCCCUGACAUCUCCGGGUUCAUCUAAUUCGUCUGUAGAUGGACCAACGGUCUUCUUUGGUGCCCUUGGCUCCUGUGCACGGGCUAAUGCUAAGGCUAUAGUGAACUGCACCGCGCCCACGGUUUCUCCCUCUUACGACCUGUCUGUGUUGCCCUCAAAUGCACCGGAUCUGCUGGACGCGCCGACGGCCACUACACCCGUAUUCAUCGCCAUCUCCCUCGCGCUUACUGUGAUCUUCCUUUUCAUGUUCACCUUCACCGCGCACCGUGCAUACCUGGGUCGAGCCGGUGUGAUGUUCGAGCGCCCGCAAAUCCAGCGGGCUACCGCCUGGAUCGGUUUCCUAGGCUUCAUCAUUGGCAUUACCUCUUUCCUCGUGCUCUACAUGUGGUUCACGAAGGCUGUCGAUGACUUCAAUGACGACAUCAAAAAGACUGGCAGUGACGCCCCCCAGCUUGUUGCCGCUACAAGCAAUGGCUUCAUCAUGGUUUGGGUUGGCUUCGCGUUCUACGCAGUCCCACUGGUCAGCUCCCUCUCCAAGCUGCACGUCCUCACUUCCGGGGGCAAGGCGUGAGAUCGGUUACAGCAGUGCUCGCGAACAUGGACUUCGCUCGGCUGGACAUUGUACAGGGUUUUAUGUAGCUUUAGACUAUUGACGUUCAUCGCGCUUCUGUAUCUUCUAAUGCGGUCUUCUACGUGUAAUGCCCACAGGGCUGUAAUGGAACAUUGCUUGGAUUUACAUAUGCGUGGGAUGGCUCGCCUUUGCGUGCUCCCAUACGACAGCGCAUAUCUCUCACUCG